Molecule: messenger RNA, 5884 nt
Organism: Xyrauchen texanus (razorback sucker)
Lineage: Eukaryota; Metazoa; Chordata; Actinopteri; Cypriniformes; Catostomidae
Product: dipeptidyl aminopeptidase-like protein 6
Exons: 26
Coding region: 248-2644 (798 amino acids)
Biological process (GO): proteolysis
Molecular function (GO): dipeptidyl-peptidase activity; serine-type peptidase activity
Source: RefSeq, a predicted model, not a curated record
AAACCCUCACCGCUUACCUCGCUCUGAAGCCAUCUAACAACCGUACAGAGCCACUGUCGAGGCUGUCUGAGAUCUUAUGCACCGUAACCGGUGCUGAAAGUGUAUGACAGUAGAGGCAGUUUAGUAUCGGAGUGUUCAACAGAGUGUUGAGGAAACUGAACGGACACUGAGCUCACGCGGACCGGACCGGGCGGAAUCUGCGACACUGACACUGACGAACACAUCCACCCCACCAGGAAAACGCGACAUGAAGGAGAAGCAUUUAAUAGAAACAGCCCAAAUGCAGGGAAACGUGAUGGAGCUGGUGGGCAGUAACCCUCCACAGAGGAACUGGAAGGGAAUAGCGAUCGCACUGCUUGUUAUUCUGGUCAUCUGCUCUCUAAUCGUCACCUCUGUCAUUCUGUUGACUCCAGGUGAGGAUGAUAGCCUGGCAUUUAAGGGAAAAGUGACAGUCGAAGAAAUCUUCAAGAAGGACUUCAAGGUUCAUGACCCAAAUGCUAAAUGGAUCAGCAGUAAUGAACUCCUGUAUCGUACCCGUGAUGGCGAUGUGGUCCGCUUUAACAUGGACACCAACGAGAGUACAAUCCUGGUGACCAACAGGAAGUUUGAAAUGUACAAAGCCAGCAAGUAUGAGGUUUCCCCAGAUAUGAGACUCGUUCUGUUGGCCUACAAUGUUAAGCCGGUUUACCAGCACUCGUUCACUGCGGACUACAUCAUUUGCAGUCUGGAAACUCCGGAAACAUGGAUCCUGAACCCUCCAGAAGUACGAAACGCUCAUCUACAGUUUGCAGGAUGGGGGCCACAAGGCCAGCAGCUGAUUUUUAUAUUUGAGAGUAACAUCUACUACCGAGCCACUGUGGAGAACAGAUCCAUCCGUUUGGUUUCAUCUGGGAAGGAGGGUGUGAUAUUCAAUGGUCUGAGCGACUGGCUUUAUGAAGCGGAGAUCUUUAAGUCCCAUAUCGCCCACUGGUGGUCUCCAGAUGGAGCCAGACUCGCAUACGCCACCAUCAACGACACGCUGGUGCCCAAGAUGGAGCUUCCAAUGUUCACUGGCUCUGUAUACCCUACAGCGAGACAGUAUCACUAUCCUAAGGCCGGAGAGGAGAACCCAGUCAUCUACCUUUAUGUGGUGAAUCUCAACGGUCCUCUGCACACCAUUGAGAUGAGAAAACCAGAUGACCAGAGAAUAGGAGAAUGCUAUGUGGCAAUGGUUAAAUGGGCCACAAGUACAAAACUGGCUGUAAACUGGUUGAAUCGAGCCCAGAAUAUCUCUAUCCUGACCCUCUGUGAAGCCACAACGGGUGUCUGCACUAAGAAACAUGAGGAUGAGAGUGAGGGCUGGUUGCACAGACAGAAUGAAGAGCCACUGUUCUCUAAAGAUGGUCUCCGGCUGUUCUUCACCAGAGCGAUCCCACAGGGAGGACGAGGGAAGUUCUUCCAUAUCUCCAUGUCCAUCUCACAGCCCAACAGCAGCACAGAUAGUCUGCAGUCCAUUACAUCAGGAGACUGGGACGUCACGCAAGUGCUGGCAUAUGAUGAGGACAGCCACUUAAUAUAUUUCCUGAGUACUGAGGAUGACCCUAAACGAAGGCACCUAUACAGCGCCGACACGGUGGGCACGUUUAACCGCCGAUGUCUCUCCUGUGAUUUCACUGACAGCUGUGGUUAUGUCAGCGGCUCUUUCAGUCAUAGUAUGGACUACUUCCUGCUCAACUGUAAAGGUCCUGGAGUUCCAUAUGUGGCAGUAUACAGCACUCAUGACAGACAGAAGGUGUGUGAUAUUGAGUUGAAUCUGAACUUGAGGAGAACGGUGGACUCGAUGCAGAUGCCACGUGUGGAAUACAGGGAGAUAAACAUAGAGGAUUACAGCCUCAGUAUGCAGAUCCUGAAACCUGCAGGCUUCAUAGACACCUCACACUACCCACUUCUGCUCCUCGUUGAUGGGACUCCAGGCAGUCAGUCGGUCUCAGAGCAGUUCCACAUUGACUGGGCGUCAGUGCUGGUUAGCAGUUUUGGGGUGGUUGCAGUGCGCUUUGACGGCCGUGGAAGUGGCUUUCAGGGGACUAACUUGCUCCAUAAGGUGCAGCGCAGACUAGGGUUGUUGGAGGAGAAAGACCAGCUGGAGGCCCUCAGCAUUAUGGUACAGGAGCCUUACAUUGACAAGACAAGAAUUGGAGCUUUUGGGAAGGUGUAUGGAGGGUAUAUCACAAGUCUUCUGCUCAGCUCUGAAGAGUCCGUGCUCAAGUGUGCUGCAGUGCUCUCUCCCAUCACAGACUUCACACUAUAUGCGUCAGCUUUUUCAGAGAGAUAUCUGGGUCCUCCCAAGCCAGAUCGGAGAGCAUACGAGAUGGCCAACCUUGCAUACAGAGCAUCCCAGUUCAUCGAUAAGAAGUUUUUAAUCAUUCACCCAACCGCAGAUGAAAAAGUCCACUUUCAGCACACAGCCAAAUUCAUCUCCAGGUUAAUCAGCGAGAGAGCAAAUUACACUCUGCAGAUCUACCCAGAUGAAGGUCACUUCAUUCACAACGAGGGAACACGGCAGCACCUAAGUCAGUCGCUGGUCAACUUCUUCGAGGAGUGUUUCCGGCUCCCAGAGCUUGUGUUUGAGGAGGCGCUGGAGGAGGAGAGUGAAGAGGAGGGUUAGACACCCCAUCCAUGAUGCCCAACCACAAAGCCAGCUCCUUUUGCCACAUAAUAUGCAACCCAUGGAUUUCAGCCCUUCUGUUUUCAGUUUGUUCAGUCAACGGUCCCUCCACACAUUCCGGUGUCGCAUGCUGAUUCUGAAACUCCCCUUCAGGUGCUCCUCACCAUCCAUCAACCCUCUUCAGACUGCAGCCGUGCGGUGCGGCAUGGCAUUUGGCUGGUGCUACAUCAUCCCUCUAAACCCGGUAGGCCAGUUAUGAGCUUCUGAGAGUGUUAUGAAGUUUCUGGCUUGUCCAUCACGUUGACGGAUGAGAGGCUGUGAUAUUAACUGACUGCCGAGUAUGAUGGGCUUUGAAUCCCAAUCGCUGUGAAACUCACAGGAGACUGUGAACGUCUGGAAUUGCAAUAGCGAGACUGAGGGGUCAUUUGGUAUUCGAAUCAAAUAGGUAUUUAGUGUUUUGGGAAUUGUGGGGGGUUGUUGUAGGGAGAAAGUGUCAUGUGUGCUUCAAUCUUCUCAUGUCAAGUUUUGCUCGUGUCUGGUGUUGCAGUGUAAAGUCGCACAUGAAUAAAAUCACUUGGAUAUCGAUAAAGCUCGUUUUCAGUGUUCAAGCGUGUUGCAGUCUUGGAAAUCUUGUAGCCUCAAGUGUGUAUUUAGAUGGUGUUUCUUCAUUGCGAAAACUUCAUCAAGCAGAAGGGGAGUCGAAACAACGAUUAUCAUUAUUCUCGUACACCAUGACAGUUUGAUACGACUGUUGAUGCCACUUCUCAGCAUGCGUUUGGUCUGUCAGUGCUGGAAAAAGCACACUAUCUUAUUUUAGUCACUGUGCCUUAUAAUGGAGGUGAACAAUCUAUACGAGGAGCCUCCGUAUGAAUACCAUGAGUCCUUCAAGGCUUAUGUUUGAUUGACCAUGUCUGUACUUAAAUUCUGACAUCACAAAAUCCAUUAUUGACUGUAAUAGCAUUAUGAUGAAACUGUUAUUAGAAAAUUAUGUUUUUAACACUCUUUAUUUGUGCAUGUGUGAGCUAGUGUUGUUUUACCGGCAACAAAACUCGAACUCGCUCUGCGUCCGGCUAAUAGUGGCUUUCCAUCCACUAUAAGGAUCGAGUAAUGGAGCAUGAAAUUCAAAUGUAUGAUUGCAACAUUACUUGAGUAUUAAACUCUGUCUCUGAGGGUUUAGAAACACUUUUUUUUUGGUCAAUUUGUUGAUACAUGCCCAGAAGUAUCUGUAUAUAGAAGUAAAAUGAGUAGUGUAGAAAAAUAUGAAGAGUGUUUAAGGAAAAGUUUGCCCAAAAAUGAAAAUUCACUUACUCAUGUGCACGUCGUUCCAACCAUGUAUGACUUUUGAAUGUGCUGUGGAACACAAAAGGAGAUAUUUUGAAGAAUGUAAUGCUCCUGUUAUCCAUUAAAUGAAAGAAUAACGUGACCAGAGACUGUCAAGCUCCAAAAAGGACAACAAAAACCUGCACCUGUUGCUUCAAUUCUAAAGACAUUUAUAGAAUGAUCUUAAAUAUGAACGUUCAGAAAAACAUAUUCCCACUUUAUAAAAUCACAAUUUAUCUUAAGUUAUUCAUUUUUAUUAUAAAUAACAAAUACAUUCAUUGAGUGCGUUUACUAUAAAUUCUUCAUACUACAUUCUUCAACCAAUGGCUAUAUCAUUGCUAAACCUUGACUCCAAAAAGAGGUUUACAUGCUCUUUUACAUGUCAUAAAACAUGGCAACCGUGUUCUGUAUCAAAUGCAUAUUCUAUUCUCUUGUGCUCGCUCUUGCCAUAAAUUAUGCUGUGGAUAUCCCAAAAAAAAGCAUUUACAUUACACUUACAUAAUCUAAAUAUAACCACAUUCUGACUCAUAUCGGAAUAUUCUCAUUUAUUACUACAUUUAGUCAGUCACUGACUAUUAGUACUUGCAUCACUAAAAAUAAAAAUCAUGUCAGUGUGGCACACUGGAGUAUGAGCACAAAAAAUAUUUGUAGGCAUGUUUGUCAGUUGACGUACAAAUAAAAAACAUUUUCACAUCAGUUUCUGCCUUUAUAUCACGAUUUGCUCCUCACUUUUGACGUUGGAUCAAUCCAUGGAAUUUAGGAUCAAAUCUGGUCGUAUGUACGAUAAGGCCCCAUGUUUUGACAGCAUUGGUUCUUGAAUGUAACAUGAAGGGCAUGACGUGCCAAGUUUGCGCGAGAAUGAUUGAGAUUUGAGAGGGAAGAUUUUUUAUAUCUACUAUAACAUAAAGCUCUUGUAUGACUUUAGAAAACUUUCAAUAUUGCACAUGACAUAAAAUGUUCUAUUUUAUUUUUUCAUUUUUUGGAACUUUAAAGUAUCCAUCCUAUUUACCUUCAUUAUAUGGAAAAAGCAGCAUGAAAUAUGUUCCUAACAUCAUUCUAUUUAUUUUUUGGAAGAAUAAGUCAUAUGAAACGACAUGAGUGUGAGUAAACUUUUCAUUUAUGUGAGAACUAUAUCUUUAACACUUGUGAAAUACAGUACUGUGCAAAUGUUUCGCAUAACAGCUGUGGCCAACUCACUGUAGUUUGCUCAUUUUCAUUAUUUAAGUCCUAAAAAUUAUUUAUGGUAUUUGUAUGGAAAUUGGUCUCAGUGCUUUGCACAGUACUGUAUAUGAACUGUUAUCGGUUGUACUUUUUGCAUAUAAAAGCUAUUGAGGAUGAAAUGUGUUUUAUUUAGUUUGAAUGAUAUGUUCAUGUUAAACUUGAUGCAUUCAUAGUGCAUGUCGAAAAACCAUUUGCAACUUAAAAGCUAUUUUUUAAAACUGGUCAAAUAUGUGCAUAGUAUUUUUGACGGCUUGAAUGUUCUUUACCGACCUGCAUAUCAUUUCCGGUAGUUUCGUAAGUGAGAUCUCAGUCUUGUCUGCUUAAUGUAUAAAUGUUACUCAAAUAUAAUUUAAGUCUCUGAAUAUCUGAGUGUUUCUUGUACAUAAAGCAUUUGAAGGUGUUUUAUUCUACUGUAUCAAGGGUAAUGAAGGUCACGUUACUAUGAACUGAAAUGUGCGCAAUGACAGAUAAUCAUAUGGGACCAAGAGUAUGAUGGGAUGAGUAGGCAUCUGUGUGACAACUGUCAGAUUACAAACUAUUUUAUCAUCACCUUUGUUAUGAUUUGUUUUGAACCUCAGUUGGAGAGAAAAAAAAAGGACAAAUACAUAAGUAACCAAAAUAAACUGAAAUCCUUCAUCGCUGCUGUCCCGAUGUCUUGAUUGAUAACAGUGAAUUCAUUCAAGUAAUAAAACACAAAGA